Molecule: messenger RNA, 1912 nt
Organism: Danio rerio (zebrafish)
Lineage: Eukaryota; Metazoa; Chordata; Actinopteri; Cypriniformes; Danionidae
Gene: rap1ab
Product: RAP1A, member of RAS oncogene family b
Biological process (GO): Rap protein signal transduction; signal transduction
Cellular component (GO): plasma membrane; membrane
Molecular function (GO): G protein activity; GTP binding; GTPase activity
Source: RefSeq, marked validated
ACCAGACACCGGAAGAUGUCAUGAUAGUAAGUGAUCUAAAAAAUCGCCGUGCCAUCUCGCUCUAGAGCCUUGAGUAGAAAAGUGACAGCUCCGUUACGUGAGGGGCUCGACAGGUAUCACUGAGGGCAGCACGUGGGAGUUUUUCAAUUCCCAAAGCUAGUUUCUUGUCCGAGGCUCUUUCGUGGAAUGACCCAGUCCGCUGGAGGGGUUGAGGAUAACUCCAGCUGAAUAAGCUAAAGUUCGUCGGGUUUAUUCUGGCCGGUGUGUGAAGCUUCCCCAUGUCUGCUGUACUGUGCCAGUUCGUCGCUGUUCCUUACCAUCGAUGCUUCCCUUGUUCCUGUCUUUUCAACCCAGCCUAGUCCAGUCCAGAGCACUGCGGAGGCUGGUAAAGAGACCCUGCCAUGCGUGAAUACAAGCUUGUGGUGUUGGGCUCUGGUGGUGUGGGCAAGUCAGCCUUGACCGUCCAAUUUGUUCAGGGGAUAUUCGUGGAGAAGUAUGACCCUACAAUUGAAGACUCCUACAGAAAGCAAGUUGAAGUUGAUGGCCAGCAGUGCAUGUUGGAAAUCCUGGACACAGCAGGAACAGAGCAGUUCACAGCCAUGAGGGAUCUGUACAUGAAGAACGGUCAGGGCUUUGCUCUCGUCUACUCAAUUACAGCUCAGUCUACAUUCAAUGACUUGCAGGACUUACGAGAGCAGAUACUACGUGUAAAGGAUACAGAAGAUGUGCCAAUGAUCCUAGUUGGCAAUAAGUGUGAUCUGGAGGAUGAAAGAGUUGUGGGGAAAGAACAGGGGCAAAAUCUAGCCCGUCAGUGGAACAACUGUGCCUUUUUAGAGUCUUCAGCCAAAUCAAAAAUCAAUGUCCUUGAUAUCUUCUAUGACUUGGUCAGACAAAUUAACAGGAAAACACCAGUGGAAAAGAAGAAAGCAAAAAAGAAGUCUAAUUGUGUUCUCCUGUAGUGCUGGCGUCUGCUCUGAGUAAGAAUGCUGUAAUGAAGAUAUGUCAGCUUGUUUGGAUCAUGCCAGCAUUCCCAUCCUCAGAGAGUGACUCAGUGGAACAGCUGACUCAAAGGAGCACUGGACAUGGGAAACGAGAUCACCAGUCACAGCUCUCUUUAUUUCCUGUUCCUGUAGACAAGCAAUUUCAUUAGAAUUGGGAACAUCUUGAUGCUUCCCUGAGCUUCUGGACUUUUUACUUCAAUGACUGUGUGGAUGAUGAAGAAAUUGCACAUCAAAUUAACAUAGUUAUGAAGAUCCAUAAAGCACACAUUUUCAUUUACUUUGUGAUUCUUCAUCUGGUUUUUGUUUUGUUUUACUUUUAAGAUGGCAAUAAUUGAAGUCUUUCAAGGAGAUGAAUCAGAAUUUUCACCACAUUUUUAUUCCUUUAAACUGUGCUUUUCAACGACCUUAUCACCUGUUGAAAAUGCAAAAUUAGACAUCAAAUUAAUGGUGUUUGUUUGCACAGUACUGUGUUUAAGGACAUGGAAUAAGACAGUGUUCAAUUUCCAGUUAUCAGCGAGCAACAUGGCCAUCUUUGUAAAUGUAAAUGAUGUCAAAUUCAAAGUUUCCUCUUAGAAGUUGUUGUUCUAUUCUUGAUACAAUGUGUACAUUUCUAUAGAUGACAAACAUGUAUUUAAAUAGUGCUUUGCUGACAACUUUGUACACACUCGCCAGAAAGUGCUGACCCCAUAACCAAUGUAACAUUGAAAUCAGUCACUCAAAUCAUGUAAAUGCCAUCCUGUUUUGUAAGUAAACAGGCCUUUUAUAUGACAUGCAAAAUAUGGGGUAAGGAAAGAAAUCAGUUUGUCUAUCUUGACUGAAAUAUAUUGUACAAACCAACUAGUGCAUCUUAUGUUUAUUGGUCAAAAGAUGUUCUGCUUUUAAGAUUAUUAAAUUUUAGUAUCUUUUCAUUA